Xyrichtys novacula (pearly razorfish) is the source of this 19513-nucleotide messenger RNA. The record is from the annotation of a GenBank genome assembly. NCBI's taxonomy places the organism in Eukaryota, Metazoa, Chordata, Actinopteri, Labriformes, Labridae.
UUUUUCAAAGAAGCCACAGUAAAUGGAGGUAUAGUGUCCUGUGCUUCAAUGAUGUGACCAGUCACUCAUCACUUAAAGGUUUUAUUUACUCUGGCUCAACAGCUGGUUGGACCGUCUACGAGCUGACCAAUAGGAUCAGUCGCUGUUAUCGCCAGAGGAGAAAAAAAUCCUUACAGUCGCCAUGAUACAGCAGCGGAAACGGGCGAGAAGUAGCUAGAAAACAAAAGGAAACACGCAGUCGUCCUCGCGAUCUGGUAUGCUCUUGCAGGUAAAAAUUCAAUCUUUCCUCUACACCUGAAAUGUUUGUACUCAUUUUGCCGCGGUCGAUUUCAGAUGUUAAAGCUGCUUUGUCGUUUUUUCCGACGGAAGGCUUUUUAAAAUAGGAAGUCGGUUAGCUUCGAAUUAUUGGGAUCUGUUAGCUUCUGGCUAACAAGCGAACCCAAGCUAAGCUAAAUAGCUCAGAGUCGCUUGCUAACCGAGCAUUAUGUCGCUUUGUGGGCUCGUUUGCUCGUUGUUUGCCUCGAGUGAUAGUCUUUUUCUGGCCACGAAAGGCUAGCUAGCUGUAGCUUAGUAAAGCGCUGUUUCGAGGCCCAGUGGUAAUGCGCAAGUCAGUGCUUUCCUAUUAUGUAAACAACAAUUACACCGUUUAUUUAUAAAUCACCCUGCACCAUUAGUUCUUUCGCUUCUGAACCAUCUUACGACGCUCUCGUGGACAGCUUCUUACUCAGUGUCACUAACUGAACACCUAUUUCUAUAUUGAUAGUUAGCAGGUGAGCUAGCGUUAGCCGUUUAGUGGUUGUUGUGUAUAGUUUGAUAGCCUCCUAUUUAGGUUAAGCUAGGCUAAUCAGCGAGCGUCCGUGAGGAGAGAAAUCGACUAUAUGAGCCACUCUUUGCUUUUUCCCUCUGUGUCCUACAACAAUUUUAACUAAUUCUGACUGUACUUGAUUGUUAACAGUCAUUUAGACAUGAUUACCAAGAACAUUUAUUGCAGUAUGUUGCCUUUUGUGCUUUUGAUCAUUAUAUAACUCACCAAAUCACUGCUUUAAUGUGAAGUUUUUAAGUGUUAAAAUGAGUAAACGUACUUUCCUCAUUAGUACGUUUCCUGUAAUAGUGUCUGAACCAAAACCUCUCUCUUCGUGGCAAGAGUUGGCGUUUUAUGUCUCUUCCAACACGUGCUCAUGCGGUGGCUUUGCAAGACUUUCCAUCCACAUUUGAUCACCUGUUAAUGUUGAGCAGAUGCACCACCUCUUAACUAGUUCACAAUGUCCCAGCUGUAGUGUCAGGUCAAAAAUAACUCAAACAUAUCACUGAUGGCUUAUCAGAGGAUUGUAUACUCGACUCAUGCUUGACAUUACAUGUAAAUAUUUCUUGUGCAGUGUUAUAGGAAUGCCCAAGGAAAAAUAUGACCCGCCAGAUCCUAGGCGGAUGUACACAAUUAUGUCCAGCGAGGAGGCAGCCAAUGGGAAGAAGUCAUACUGGGCUGAGCUGGAAAUCAGCGGUGAGUUUUAACAUAAAAAAUCCUCCUCCAUGGGUAACUUAGCUGUGUCAGAUUUUUACCUUAGACUUCCAUGUUUCAUGUUGGCACAGAGUUCGAUAAAAUCAAUCUGUCCGUCCGAUUCUGAUAUGCAAGAUUGCUGUAGUAGUUAUUUUACUCUAAUGUGCAAAGGUCAUAACUGUAUCUUGCUUGAUCAAAUAAAUGCAGGCCCACUCAGCAAGCCUCAGUCUGGUAGUGCAGUUAAACGAAUCAUUAAUUUUUGCUGAUUUCACUGUUAAAUAUGUUUGGUUUUUUUAUCACUUGAUGUCAUUUGUCCCAUCAUAAUUUCCUGUAGGUUCUUAAUACCUCUGUUUGAUCUGAGCCACAAUAGAAAACUUAUCAAAUAUAUACUUUCUCUUCUGUUAAAAUAAGACAUAAAGCUUGGAUCCACAUUUUACCUGAACAGGACCUUCAGCAUUAGUUGGUUUCCAUCAGAAAUGCUUUUUGAAGCAGUAAAGCGUCAUCAAACUUGUUGCAAGCUAAAUUUGCAUUCAUUGGCUAAUUAAUUAAUUGGUUAAUCCCUUCAGCUACAGGGCCAAACCUAGCUUCAGUUGUUUUGUCCGUUUGGUUUUGUAGGUUUAUUUGACAUCUACUUUGUCUGAAGUCUAUUGUGUGCUAGUCAUUUAGCACUUCAAACAUUAUAAAUCUAUUCACCUCUGUCAUAUGGUUUCAGUGGAUCCAAGUACUUCAACUGAAUUCCUGUGUUUAUCCUUUUUCCAACUUAACUGCAGGCCGAGUAAGGAGUCUCAGCACAGCCCUGUGGUCUCUCACCCACCUCACUGCCCUGCACCUCAGUGACAACUCUUUGUCACGUAUCCCGCCAGACAUUGCCAAACUACACAACCUGGUGUACCUGGAUCUCUCAUCCAAUAAGAUCAGGAGCCUGCCAGCAGAGCUCGGCAACAUGGUGUCUCUCAGGUGGGGCUUUAAUGCUCGACAUUCACCCCUGUCAUAGCAGCUGUCAUAGAUUUAGACACACGUACUGCAUUGGUGCCACUUGUGGUCACUUUAAUUUGUGAUAGUAUUCAAAUGAUUGACCUUAAGCUUUCAGUGUCUCACUUUUUGACAAUAUUGUCAUGGAUAUUUAAGUAAAAUCUAAAAGUUUAAAAUAUUGUUAAACAAAAGUUGUCAGGUGUUAUCAAGCAAAUACAAAAACAAGCAGGCUGAUUUCUGAUAAUCAUAUAUUCCCUUAUUCAUCCACAGGGAACUGCUUUUAAAUAACAACCAGUUGCGGGUUCUGCCAUUUGAAUUGGGGAAACUGUUUCAGUUACAAACACUGGGGUUGAAAGGUGAGUGGCUUAUCAAUGUUUUCAGCAGCCACUUCAGUCUUCAAAUCCCAUUGUUCUCUUAGCAGUUGUUCAAGGACCUGUUGCUUUUCCUUUACCAGGAAACCCACUUGCACAAGAAAUUAUGAGCCUCUACCAGGAACCUGACGGCACGCGAAGACUGCUCAACUACUUGUUAGACAAUCUGGCAGGGGCCAUCAAGCGCAGUGAGUCUCCUCUACUUUGGGCAUCAUAAGACUUGAAGAAGAAUCUGAAGAAGAAUCUCAUGUUAUUGUUUUUAAUUUUCCUGUCAACCAUACGUAGAUGGGGGCAUGGUCGACUUUCGUGUCCCCUAAUCUUGCUGAAGUCUUUGUGUGAUGUCUACGUCCAUGUCCUCCUCCACUGAACACUUUUCUCCUUCUGCCCAGUACCAACAGAACAGCCCCCAGCUCGGUCAUGGAUCUCUCUUCAGGAACCAGACCGAACGCGGGCCUCAGGUGAGGAAAGGAUUCACAAAAUAUGGACAGAGGCACAUAUUAUAUGCAAACUAAUUUACCAUACUAUAGCCACUACAUAGAUAAUUGUAGUGUAGUGUAGUGUAGUUCAUCUCCAGUAGUAUCCAUUUUGUUUUUUCGGCACAUACGUGUUGUUUAAGGGAAAAAUAAACUGGCUGUAGACAGAAAAAAAGGUAGAUGCACUCUGCGAUGAGUAUAGCAGCACAGAGAAACACAAGGACCUGAACACUGUCUAAUUUGCUCAGAAAAAAAAAACCCUCUGUGGAUUUUUUAAAGGCUGAAAGGAACCACAGUCAUACUUAAACUUCUGUCCAGGUGGUAACAGGUGACCCCACACCUACCAGUGAAAGAAUGGUCAGCUAGAGCAAAGUCUGCACAAGUAUGGCAUCAGUUGACACAACAGUUUUCCCACAAGUUGAAAGGACUAGAGAGAUUUACACCACACAGGGUGGCAGGAAAGCUCUGCUCCUUGCGGUGGCUUUAUAGAGGGAAGUAACUAUAAAACCAACAACCAACCAACAAUAAAACUCCUCUUUCCUCCACCUAGAGAGUAUUAAAAGGUCAAAUUUAUGGGUUAUAUCAAAUAAAAAUGUUUUUUGUGUCUUUUACUGAUGGUUAAUGUAGGGUGUCAGGCAUACCCAGGUACUCAGAGUUUAUAUCUUUUAGUUGCUUUAUGGAGCCGUACCUCUAAAAUUUUACCAGCAAAAUCAGGCAGGAGAAAAAAGUUUGCUGUAAACUCUGGCUGGCUCUAAUCCAAAACUUUGUGCCAGUUAUUGAAUUGAAUCAAGGACAAGUUUUGUAGAAAGUGCCCAAAAAAAGAUUCUUUGGGGAGAAAAAAUAAACAAAUUUGCUGUGUUUUUUUUAUUUGUUUGCAUUAAGGCCUGAUUUGUAUUUGUAUUUGAAUCCACAUCAAACUAAUGUCCUGUCUUACAGCUGAAACUGUUAAGAGGAUUAAUUCUUGUGUGCCUUUGCUAUCUGUCAAUUAUACCCUCAAAACCGUAGUUGGCAGUGUGGCUGGUUUGCAGCUACCCUGCUUUCCUGCCAUACUUGAGACAAUGAAGACAGACAGUGUAUGUUGGAGUUGUGGCUGCAAACAGUUAAUCAUGAGUCAAUAUUUAUUUAAACCACUACAACAAUUUAAUAUUUAAGCUUUCCAUUACACAACAGUCAAGCAUGACUAAGGCCUAACUCCAGAGGGAAGAAAAACACUAAACACUAAAGGGCAUUUCAUAGAUGUACCUUGUCUGUCUCUCCCUGCAGCACUCUUCUCUGUGAUGUGCUACAAUGUGCUGUGUGAUAAAUACGCCACACGACAGCUAUAUGGCUACUGCCCCUCUUGGGCUCUAAACUGGGAGUACAGGAAGAAAUCCAUCAUGUCGGAGAUUCUGGGCUGCAACGCAGACAUCAUCAGUUUGCAGGUGAGAGCUGGACAUCAAAGCAUGUUGUACCCAUGCAGAGUUAGUGUUUGACUUGUAUGUCUUUGCAGUUAAGAUACAAGACAUAGUGUUGGUAGCAGGAUAAAUUUGGCCACACAUGAUACAAUCAUAGCAACACUAUAAAUAUUAUUCAGUUGAAGGACCAAGCAAUAAAUGUUUCCUUCCUAGAGAGCUGUGGUCGGCACUGAGACAUAUGCCACUAACUAUUAAUCUCUUUAUUUUCUCAUUUUGUUUGAAUAGUUCUGAAUGUUUUUCAUGUUACACAAGGAGCUAAUGUUAAUACUAUUCACAUAAUUUGAAUGUGUGUUGAUGUUGGAGGUGUUUAGUGAGGGGUGUAAGCACUUUUAUCUGCAUGUGAAGUUGUUCAUCUGUUUUCAAUUAGUUAGUCAUUUCUGUUCUUUGUAAAACCAUAAUUUUGCAAAUAAACUUACAAAAGUAUUUUAAAACCAUUUUCCCCCUAAAUGUUAUUGGAUGCACUCGCGUCAUUGGAAGUUCUUAGAAGUCAACAAAGGAUCACAUGCACACAAACGCUCCUUUGUGUCCCACGAAGAGUUAUUGGCUUAUUCCCUCCCCUCCAUAACUGUCAGGCUCCUCUUUCCAUCCUGACACACACUCUGUGAUUUACAGGAAGUGGAAACGGAACAGUACUACAACUUCUUCCUGCCUGAGCUUAAGGAGCAGGGAUACGACGGGUUCUUUAGUCCAAAGUCACGAGCCAGGACUAUGUCGGAGUCGGACCGUAAACACGUGGACGGUUGUGCAAUUUUCUACAAGACAGAAAAGUAUGUAUCUGCAAAAUUUAGUCGCUGUUGUCUCAGAGCCUUUUAAAAGACUUGCAAUUAACAACAACAACAAAAAAAUCUUCUUCUUCUGAGGAAUGUAUGAGCUUGAACUGUGAGGUUUGACUUCUGUUACUUUUUUUUUUAAAUAGUGUCAGCUGCAAAAAGAGGUAUUAAAGAGUAACUUUAUUGGUGAGACACACUGUUGAUUAAAACAGCGGGACCGGUUAUGAAUUCCAGGGACUUUGAAGUCAGUAACUCAAUGUUUGAUAUGAAAAUGAUCAGAUCAGAUCAGUUCCCUUCCCAAAGUAUCAUCUCGUACUGUUUAACUGUCGGGUAAUUAUAGGUUUUCAGCAGGCUGUAGAGCUCGCAGUAGUCCCAGAAGAAAGUUAUGGAUUCAUAUAGGAAAACUUUGGCUUCUGCUGUUGUGAGUGCUGCGUGUGGUAAACUGUAUUCUGUUUUUGUUGAGAAGUGUAUCAGCUCGAUAAGGCUUUAACAGCCAACCAAUGAAAAGAGUUUUUAAAACAGCGAUAAAGUGAAGGUCAACAAGGUUUUCAUUUCAGUCUUUAGAUGGUUCUACCAGUGAUUGUGCCUGUCUUUGUGACACAUUUUGCCUCCGUUAUCUUGAUGUUGACCUUGCUUUCACACUUGAAUGUAGUUAUUUAAGGAUGAAUAAAAAGCAGGAUCAUUCAUAGCUUUUUAAGGUGGAUUUAGAGGGUUUAUUUUCACAGCAGUCUCAAAGUUAGGCUUAUUUACUCCAAUGUACAGCCAAUUACACUAUUAAGCACUAACACUAGGAAAAUCAGAAAAAUUGAAUUUUUAUUAUAGAACGAGACUGUCCCAUUGUUUCAUGCUUUGAUAAGUCUUUAAAUUCUGCUCUUGCUGUUGUUGACCAGUUGUUUUCAAGUCUGUUAAGAAGGGGUGCAACAGGUCAAAAAAUCUCCUGGUUCAGUUCAUUUUUUCAGACUGGCCACGAAAAACAAAUAUCUUACUUUACUGCAACUCGUGUAUGGAGUGUGAAUGGAAUAGUCUUUAACUUGCAGCUAAAAGGAAGAGGGAACCAACCCAGUGCAAAUUAUGAAAACUUGGAAAGAAUUCCAUCCUUCUGUAUUUUAAAUACUUACGUUGUGUUGCGCAAUAAGAAAACGUAUUUUCUCUCGACUGUGCAGGCGUCACGUCACUGCCGUCUAAUGUGUUCUGAAGGUGCCCAUAAUGACGGUCACCAGUCCUGUAGUGAAUCGCCCCACGAUUAACCAUACUCUGUGAAUAGUGGGACAGUGAUAACUGGGCUGUUUCUCAUACUUGCGUUAACUUGAUGCGGGGACGAGUGCGUCGGAAAAACGGGAACAGGGACUCACGUCUUGUUAUUGUACACCGUGGUGGUAAGUUUUCCCUCCGUCCACAGAUCACACAGUCAAUGAUCUGUGAUCAUUCAGAAGAGGAGUAUUCCCACAUAUGUUGAAAAACCUAGAUAGAGCCAUCCAUGCUCUUCUGGCUCCAAUUUCCUCUAGCAAUGUCCCCUGGGUCAGUGUAGGUUGCUGCUGAAAACCAAGAGUUUGAAAAUGUACAAAAUCUGGAGGUGCAGCUUCAGAAAAAGCGCUCACUGGACCUGUGUUGUUGUUGUCGUCGUUGUUCACUUUUCCGCUGGAGGCUUACAGCUUCAGGCUUCAAAAUCAGCCGUAAUAAGCGUAACAGAGCUGUUGCAAAGUUGUUGAAAUAGGGACAUAGUUUUUGCUGUGCACAGUUAAGGAGACAUUUUGAGUGUUAAGGCAUUAAUGUUUUAUUCAGUUACAAUUUGGCAUUGUACCACUGUCAGACUCUUGAUGAACCACAUAUUCAAACCUCCUCAAAUGAGAGUAAAAGUUCAUUGAGUUACAUAAAUUAUUCGAGAGGGGAGAGAAAGGCCUAGCACUUCUCUUACACAUUGGUAUUUGUAAUUUCCCUCUAGUAGAGGGUUAAGUGGUUUUAUUAGUGCAUGCACUGUUUAUCGAAGGUUGAAGUUUUUAUUUGAGAAAUGAUGAACAGAAUAUUUAAAACACACAAGUAUGCCCAGCUGAAAGAGGCUCAAGUUUUAUCUGAAGAGCAGCAGAGAUGAAUGGCAUUUGUGUUUUGCCAAGACAGGGGAGUUAUAGAGUUGCAGUGGACAAUAAAACGGUUAAAUCCAUCCACUGGCAACAACAUUAAAUGAGUAAAAUUUAUAACUUAAUAUCUAAUCUCUUAAUAUCUUCUUGCACUUUUACUGUGCAGUAAUGUCGUAUUUGUAAAUCGAUGGUCAUUAAUUUGUCAAAGUAUAAACAAUCAGUACUUGCUUUCCUGCUGUAGCAUAUAAAUCCUUUUUGUACAGUGUUUUGUUUGAGUCAGAUAAUACGAUUGACUAAAUCACCCAACUGUGACCCAUUCUGUCUGUGAAAUUAUGAGAGGAGAGGAAAAUAAUGACGUGCCAAGUAAUUUGAGCUUUUAUGGGAUGCAGCUACAAUCCUUUUGACAGCAAGAACAGAACCACCUGGAGUUUGGUUUGAAUGUUUCCAAUGACCGGCCCUCAAAUUUCUUUCAUGACCCUGGUGUUAUGAGCAUCACACCGGGGAGGACAGAUGUGAUUUUAUUAAUUUACCAGGGCUGUACAGUGUGACAUAUAUGUCACGAAUGCUACAAGAAAGUCGUCCUGUACUAUGAUUUAUUUAUUUAAUGUUUGUCUCAUGGCACCGGUGCGAUAGGAGUAGUCGCUGUGUACAUUAGUGUAUGUAUAUGCGUGUGCCUUACUCACUCAAAUGUAGUAUGGUAGUUGCUUGUUAUUUUGUUUUUUGCCUGGCUGAAGACUACACACCGCACACCAAUUCCCAUAACUCCUUCACUGUUCUGUAACUUCUAGCAAGUCAGAAGCGCAAAUCGUGAGAUGAGACCUGAGAAAAACAAGAGAGGGAUUAUUCGUUUUUCAACUUCAGUUGUCACGGAUAUCCUCGGUUAUUUUGCAGUUGCAAUGUUUGCAACAUUUACAUUACAUUUUCUGGUACUUAAAUUGUGGAUAUUGGAUAUAGUGGUACUUUUCUUUUCCCUUUUUCCUUUUCCUAAAAUUUUUCUUAAUUAUUACAUUUAUUUAAGUUUAUAACAGUCUUUAUUUUUAUAACUGCAUUUUUGCACUCUUUGUCUGUGAUGCUGCUGUGACGAAAAAAAUUUCCCCGAUGGGAUAUCAAUAAAGGAAUAUUCUAUUCUAUUCUAUUAACAUUUAUGUACUGCAUGUACGUGUCUUUUGCCGGUCACACAACCUAUUUCUUUACAUAGAUAUGUCAUAUAUUGUGCUAUAAGUUUUUGUCGUAUGCUACAAGGUUGUCACCCUCUGUCGCACCAGCGCUAUGGACAAACGAAGUUAACAUACAGCCGUGUUUACUUUCAUUGCACACUGGGGUUGAGCUCUGUUUAUGUUCCUUUGUUUCUAUCUCAAGGUUCAGCGCUGUGCAGAAGCACACAGUGGAGUUCAACCAGCUGGCCAUGGCUAACUCCGAGGGCUCAGAGGCUAUGCUGAACAGGGUGAUGACAAAGGACAACAUCGGGGUAGCUGUGCUGCUUGAGGUCCGCAAAGAGAUGAUGGAGGUCUCCUGUGAGUACACAGCCUUCUCUGAUCUUGAACAUCCCUCAUACUAGAGUUCUACUAAUGAGAUUUUUUUAAGCCUUUUGGUUUUUCCUGCUGAUAUUAAACAGACAAAUGUUUAAAAAUUCACUUUGAAGGCAAAGUUUCAAAAAAGAGGAUAGCGAUUGGCGUUAUUGGUGGUGCAAGAGUCACUUUUCUUUAGUUAGGGGCGUGCGAUCUGACAAUGCACAGAAAUAGUACAACCGUCUGGAGUGCAUAUUGUAUCCCUAACAAGUAAAUUUUUUUGCGCAUAUUUUAAUUUACCUACAGAAUUAAUGUUUUACACGUUGAUAAAAGUAACUGCAGUAGCGAAAAAAUCUGCCGAAAAAACAAGAUACAGAAUCCACUUCCUCUUUGCUCCACUCUGCUGCGUGUGUAUCUUCUCAGGCUGACUCACACACACACGCCCCUCCCCCUCAGUCCUCAGUAAACGUCCAAUCACUGUUUAGUAUGCAAAUGAGCCAGCAGGUAGCCAAACUAUGGUGUCAGGUUUCAGCACAGAGGGUAAGAUUUAAAAGAAGCAGCAGAGCUUUGCCAGAAUUUGUCUUUGUGACUCGUGAGAUAGUUAAUAAUAGAAAAAACAACAACAAAAACAAGUAAUGUUAACUAUAACAGUGGAGUGGAGAGAAAAAAAAGAGGAGUGAGAGAAAUGAGAGGAGAUUUUUGAGCUGUUUAGUUGAGACCAAAAACAAAAGAACCUGCCAAAAAAAAAAGAAAAUGAAAUGCUCUUUAUCUGGUGUGUAUUUAAAUGUAGUUUUAAGUGAUUUUUAAUAUUUAUAAGACUAUAAGACCAUUUUUGUAAAUAUAAACUUUUAUGUGUGAAGUCUUAUUUUAGGUUCAAAUUUAUUUGAGAAUGAGACCAUCCAGUUAAGAUCAAUUUUAUGCUGUUUGUUGUUAAAAUCUGGAUAUUUUAUUUUAUUUAUUAUUUCUAUUCCCAGGCCUCCCCCCUGGAAAAUAGAUAAAAUGGUGAUUUGUUAUUUUGCAAAAAAAAAGCGUUAUAUGAAAUUUUUUUCCAUAUCACCCACCCCUACAUAUAGUUCCUCCAGAUUCUCCUCAAAUAUAGUGAGUUAUAUGGGAGUCUCAACACAUCCAAGCUUAAAAUUUGCCCCAACAAGUAUCCUUUUGUAUGUUCCUGAUGAACUUUACCAGCUUUAUUCAAAUUAAGUGGGGUUGGCCAUGAUAGCUUUCAUGUUUGUUAGCAGUUCUGUGUGUCUAUUUACUGAACGAUAUGAGCUUACGGCACAGUAAACAUCAUUGUGCUGAUGGAAGUAUGAUCUGGUUUGAUGAUCCUUUUUUUCGUGUCUUGGGUGUUCGUAAUGUGAUUGUGAUACUAUUGAGACCCAAACAGAGACUGCUAAUACUACUAUACGAAUUUGAAAUGCUCUUUAUCUGGUGUGUUUUAAUUUAGUUUUGAGUGAUUUUUAAUAUUUCUAUGACUAUAAGACCAUUUUGGUAAAUGUUAACUUUUAUGUGUGAAGUCUUAUUUUAGGUUUAAAUUAAUUUGAGAAUGAAACCAUCCAGUUAAGAUCAAUUUUGUGCUGCACAGAGAAAGAAGGACUUAAGCACAAACCAGUCUUACAAUAACUACAUGUCAACAUCGCAAGCAGGGGAAGAAAAAAAUAUGUUCCAUGUAAUUAAGUUUGCUGUAGGAGGCGGGGUUAAUGGCCUAUACUGCAACCAAUCACAAGGGGGUGCUGUUCUCACUGAGCCUUCACCCUGCACCCAUUCUGUGUAGAGUCUACAGACCCAUAACUGUUGACAGUUUCGAAAAUUGGCAUGAAUUAACUGUAAAAAAAAUGCCACUCAAAGUAAUCAGCUGGAGUCUCUCCCUCAAACUCUCACUUGCUCUCUUACUUCCUGUCCCGGCCACCCGCUGGUCAAAAUCCAGAUUCUGUUAAAACAAGAGUAGAUAAUUUCUGGCCUGGACUUCCAUUCUCCAAGUUUUACCAAUCAAUUGUGAUACUAUUGAGACCCAAACGUAGACAACAUGGCUCUGCCUCCAAUUACUAUACAAAUUUGAAGCCAAAUUGUUCUUGGUAUUUCUGGGAUUUGCUGCAUUACCAGAGUUGCUGUGAUGACGCUCUGCUCAAACAGCAUGUCACCCUGAUGAUCUACGCAGUUCUUGUAUGUGCAUAGGCUGUAUCAAGUGUCAAUCAUAGAAAGCAUGACCCCAAAUAACUGUUUAAAAAUGGAGCUGCACAGAGAAAAAUGGACUUAAGCACAAACCAGUAUUUUCCUACUUUUUCAUCUAAUGGAAAUCACAUCCCUGGUUCUUACAGCAGUGUAUAGUGCCUUUCUGUAUCUCUUGAUAUCCUUAGCUCUUUCUAUCUGGUAACUGUUCCUGCAUUCUUUCAGCUGGAAAGUCUCUCCAUGGCAUGGAGAAGCAGCUGCUCUUGGUAGCCAACGCCCACAUGCACUGGGACCCAGAGUACUCUGACGUCAAGCUGGUGCAGACCAUGAUGUUCCUGUCAGAGGUGAAGAACAUCGUGGACAAGGCCACACGCAGCCUCAAGUUAUCCUCCGUCUCUGGUGAGACCAACGCCAUUCCACUGGUGCUGUGCGCUGACCUCAACUCCUUGCCCGACUCUGGUAAGAGUGAAGGAAAAUCUGACAUAUUGACUGAAGCUUUAACAGAAAACAAAAAGUUCAGGUGAUACAUAAAUAACAAAGAAUACAAAAUUAGAAAUAUGCUUAACCAUGUAAUGGAAGGCUGUAUUUACUGAGGGCUUAAUUCCAAAAGUGUCUUUAAGCGAUCACACAAUUAUUCUUAUCCAAACUUUGACUUGCUGUCCGGGAUUAGGAUCCAUCAGUGGCUGUUUCUAGACUCUUUUGCUGAAAAAGAAGCUGCAUUGCUCAGGAGUGUGAUAAAUCCGUUGAGCUGAUUAUCCCAAGCAGUGGAGAAUUUUGCUCUCUAUUGUGGACAUGCACAAGUACAGGUCUAUCCAAAUGAAACAGGCACUGGAUCCUGAUAUUCAGUGUGUGAUCAUCAGAUGAUAUUAAUCAUUGUUUACUUCUUCAAACACCAGGUGGUGGUGUGUAAUGUGAGCUUGUGCAUUUGAACUGUUGACAAAGUGCUGAACUUUCACUCAGCACACUCAACAUAUGGAAUAUAUUCUGUAAAGCUCCUGUAGUUUAUAAAGAGCAUCCACACACUGAUGAACCAGUGUUUUUCCUGACCUCUGGUGACAACCUCAGGUAACAUGACAAAGAGACCACUCCUGCAUGUAUGGUGAGUCAGACUAAGAAUCAGGUCCAGGUUGCUUUAUUAGGGAGAUUUGUUUUGCAAACAAACAUAGCAUAAAACCACACAAAGCAACCAGAAUAAACAACUACUAAAACACAAUCAAACAUGAUAACACUGACUGAGUUUUCUUGUACUUGUGCUCCCUGUACCAGCUCACAGAAACACUCUGAGACAGAAGCCUCACACACACACAGCAAUUCCAGACAGCACCAGAACAGAGUUCUGCCAUUGCGUCCAUGUACUUACACAUUGUGCUCUUAAAUGGCGUAAUAAUGGUUCCCUGGUGUGUGAUUUCAGCUCUAGAGGCAUGGUUUGUCAACACACAGCUGAGGCGUCACACAGACAAUUUAAGGACACUCUCUGUGUCGUAUGAUUUCACCAUUGCCCUCCUCCCUACUUGCCUUCUGGCCUGCACUCACACUGCUCCAGAUGCUAUCAGCCUGAGUAUGAUUACCUAUGUCACAGACAGAGAUAUGUCUCCUUCGCCAUGUGAUGCCCUUCAUCUACAAGAAGCCUUGUACAGAGAACACGACUGCAACUUCACUGACUUUAAAGCAAAGUUCAGGGUGAACAGUUUUUUCUACCAGACAUUGUUCAUAUUUCAGGAUUCUGGCUGUAAAGAACAACUAUUGGACAUGCGGUCUAAAUUUGAUCUAACAAAUUACAGUUUAAUUUUUUAAUGAGUUAAUCCAUUAAUUUAAUCUGGUUAUUUUUUUAUUACAAUGAUGCACUGAGAGACGGUGUAUCCUGCUGCACUGAGAGGGAGAGGAGAGAGGGGGGCAGCACCCUCAUCAUGUACCAGUGAUUAGGUUUUUUUAGUUUUCUAAUUAUCUUUCUCUGGUUUUUAACUUCUUGGUUUAUGACCCGUAUGUCACCUUAUUGUAAAAUAUCCCAUAAGAGGCAGAGAACAGGUAUUAGUUCUCAGUGUGUCUUUAUCGUCUGCAUCCAUCUACAAAGCUGUUCCAGUUUUUCUCUAAACUUCAUCCUGAUCAGCAUGUAGAAGACUCUACAACAUGUUCAUAUGAAUCAGUGCAGGAAGACAUGAUCACUCUACCUACCCCCUCUGUCAAUAUAAUAUCUCAUGUUUUAGCUUAAGCAAAAAAAGAAGUUAGAUGUUUCACUGCACCUUGCAUACAUGAACAACCAUACUUUUCCAUGCCAAAAUCCGCCUCUUCCAGCUGCGCCAGCACCAAGAAAACAUACCAUGCUUGGGGACGGUACAGUGCACUCACACUGGCCCAAAAAACUGGCAUGUUGGACUUCUAAUGACCCCCUAAAGUCCGGAGUUCAGAGUGUGUUCUUAGACAUGUACAUGGAGCCCUGCAGGCUCAAACACCACAUCACCUCUGCCACUACCCCUGUCCAUAUAAAACACUUUCCAACUUACAGUCAUACAUAAUCUAGUGCAGCAUUACACCACAAAACAUGCAUCUAAAUUAUGAAUCAGUCAGUAAAAGACUGGAUGUGGACUUGCCUUUCUGUGUGCAUGACCUUCCCACCAGUCUCUUUGUUGAAGAGCAGUUAAACAUCAAUUUCACUUUAAGUGUUGCACUUUACCUGCUUUAACUUGCCAGCAUCUUUCAUUUUAGCCCUCAAGAUGGCAAAAUGAUGGCAGAACAUUACAUGGCCUGCAGUGUAGGGCAGAUUGAUAACCUUUUGUCUUUUUGUUACAGCUUAUAACGAUGAUAACCUUCAAUGCAGAAAAUAUCACAGACGGGGCUCAGUGUGUUUAAGAUCCUCUUGACUUUCUCUGAUUCUGAUGAAGUUGGCUUCUUGUCUCCCUCUGUCUCUGUCCAGGCGUGGUGGAGUACCUCAGUUCUGGCGGAGUGGACUGCACCCACAAGGACUUCAAGGAGCUCCGUUAUAGCGACUGUCUGACCAAAUUCAACUGCAACGGCAAGAACAGCACGUCCAAUGGCAGGAUCACCCACGGCUUCAAGCUGAAGAGCGCCUACGAGAACGGCCUGAUGCCUUACACCAACUACACCUUUGACUUCAAGGUGAUUGUACUGACCAAUCUAGUAAACAAUGCUUCUUGAUAGUUGAUUAAACUAUUCUUAUUCGCCGGGUCCUCUAGUACACAAAAAAAAUGCUGAAAGUGCCACGACUGUGCUCAGGAGCUUGAUAAAAUGCCGUUCUUGACUCAAAAGUUCCUCUUAAGUUGAAACCCCUUUUCAUCUCUCUUUCAGGGUGUCAUCGACUACAUUUUCUACUCGAAGCCUCACCUGAACGUGCUGGGUAUCUUGGGCCCCCUGGACCCCCACUGGCUUGUAGAGAACAAUGUCAGCGGCUGCCCACAUCCCCACAUCCCCUCAGACCACUUCUCCCUCUUCGCCCAGCUGGAGCUGCUCCUGCCCAACUUGCCCCCCCAGGUCAACGGGCUCCAUCUGCCUGCACGCAGGUAGUGAGUCCCUGCCGCACCACCAGGGGGAGUUGCCACCACAGCCUCUCCCUUUUUUUUCAGCCCCUCUCCUCCUCCUCCUCCCUCCCACUACCAGCUCUUCCCUCCACCCCACCGGAGGAGGAAGACAAAAAAUAAACACAACCUGUAAAAUAUUCGUACAGUGAGGUCUGGCCGACAGGGAUUUCGUAAAAUGUUAUAGAUAUUCUAUAUUUUUCUUUUUUUCUUUUUCUGUUUUUCUUUUUUUUGGUUCUUUUUUUAACUGCUCAAUUCAGUCCCGUUUGUGUAUCAUAUUUUGUGUUUUGGACCCCCUCUCUCCUCCUCAAAUCCACCCACCCACCCACUUUGCUUCUGUCAAACUAGAGGGGAUGGUAGCUCAUUCAGAUUUAUCACAUGGGGCACUGUUUGGUUUUUAAGAGCAACCGGAAACCCUAAAAGCGGCUGAGGGGAUAAUGUUGACCAGAAAAGCUGAUGGUCUGCCUGUCUGUCUGUCCUGUACAAAUCUGAAACCAGCAAAGACAGCAGACUUGUCAGUCUCAGACCUCCAUCAUUGGCUCAUGCUUGUUUUCCCCAGUACUCUGGGAAGUUGGUGUACUUUCUCAGUCUUUCUAGGAUACAAACAUUUGUUGUCGUUGUUGUUGGGUUAGAGCAGCUUUAGCUGGUAGUUAAACAUCCCCGGAGGUGGAUGUAGAGCAGCUUGUACGAGGUGAGAUAUCCUGCUGUCAUUCUGUGGUGCUGAGGCCUUUUGUGUGGUCACGGCCUCCCCGUGGUGCUACAAGAUAGUCUUCACCUCUGACCCCGGCCCCGCUGCAUCAGCUACCAAACCCGCAGAUGCCUCAAAAACCAGACAUGCGGGAACAACGCCACCCUUGUUAAGCAAAGUGUAAAUUUGUCAAGGAAGGAUAUGUGAGAAACUGAGGGCAGCUACCAUCCUGUUCGCAGACUGUUUCACCCAAGCUUGUAUAGUUGUUAGGCUAGGCUUGUACUUAGGGGCUCACCAUUUUUGUUUUGGUUGAGGGUCAGGGGAAUAAGGCUGAUGGGCAAAGCGUUGAGGGGCUUUCAUAAAAUCUUUUCUUUGUCUUGAUUGCUUUGUAGGCAGCGAGAGUGAGUAAUGGCUGAUACACAGGAGUAAAAACCAGCAUUCCUCUCACUGUCUGGGGUUGUCAACCAACUCCACACAUGCAAGCUUACACACAGACACACACAGACACAUAACACAGGUAAUUUUUGCAGGCAGAUCUGUAGCACUGUCUCCGAGGCCAGUAGUGACUUUCCCCAGCCAUAAAAUCCAUACACGAAAAGCAGUGGUUUUUUCACAAGUGUUUGUACAGAAUAGAAAUCUAGACUCAGUCUUUUCAUGAUUGUAUAUGAACCACAAAAGACCUGUUUUCUGGCGUUUUUUGUACUAAGAGUAAAUUAUGAUCAGAUUUGAAAAAAAAAAGAUUGUAUUGUAAACUAUGGCUAAAUUUUUAUCCAGUUAAUGUUAAGAUGAAUUGAUAUUACCAGCUUGUACAAAAGACGUAAGAAGAGGUUGUUCAAGGCGUUCGCUGUCACUACUUUGCACUCCCUGAAGAUUAACUGUAAUUAAUGUAUCAGUAUUGUUUUGUCCUCUUCUCCCCCUCACUCUCUGUCUCUCUCUGCUGUUGGUUUUGAUUUGCCGGCACAUUGCUGCGAUUGUAAAUAGACACUUGAGUAAACUUCUGCCCGUUGCUUCUCACCCAUUAACAAAAGCCAUCGAUCCACACUGCUGCCAUCAGUCCUGACAAAAAAAAAACAAGGACCCUCCAGUGACUCCACAUCUGUUCAUGUAUAGACCUCACACUCACUCCUGUCAUAGUGACGUGUGACUGACACAGUCCCACCUGUACAACAAAACAUCGUGCCUCACUGUAGCAGUUGUUGUCUUGCACUAUUUACAUUUGUCGAACGCCUGAACAACCUUUUCUCCUUUUAUUUUUAAAUACUGUUGAGACAUUUGUGAAGAUUUUAUGUCCUUUUAUUGGUUUUUGUUAAUGUUGAUUUCCUUUUUUAUGAGCUGUGACAAUGUUAUGACGAUGUGUAUAGCCUUCCUAUUCAUCAAGCUCUCUAGUAACCAGGUAUGCUUUCUCCACCCAUCCUCUCUCUUCUCCCUUAAAGGAACAUGAGCAGGAUGUCUUAUCUUGAUCAAAUCCACUCUUCCCAGAUUGUUUCGCUUCCUCUUUGUACCUCAGAACAGCUCCGUGCCCACAACCCCUUAAGAUACGCAGCCCUUAGCUCUUUCCCUGGCCAUGAAUUUUAAAUCUCCUUAAGCCUGUUCGUCACCUUGUACCCUCCACCCUUAGACUUGUCGACUCCCUAUACUACUCAAGCUGUGUCCUUUUAAACCCCUUUUCUCAACCACUUUGUAUAGUUCUCAUUCCCUACGUCACUGCAGCUAUAGUGCCAUCUGUGGACCCCCUACCUCUGUAUGGGACAAGGUGGAAGGCCCACUUAGCUCUGCUUAUGGAUGAAGGAGGGAGGAGAGGCUGUGAGCUCAGCUUAUUCUCUCUGUAAAGCCAGAAAAACACCCCAAACAAACAAACAAACAAGCAAACAAAAAUCCAUCAUGGUGAGACAAAUGUUUCCACAGCCAUGCUCUUACACAGCUAUGAUGAAUGAUGAGCACUUAGUAGAUUCGGAUGCAGCUCCCCUCACUCCCUGUUCCAUCUUAGUAGCAAAUAAAGAUCUCGUGACUUUGAUGUAUAUGUUGAAAAUGACAUUUUUAAAGCAAGAGGGAAGUAAGUAAAUAGGAAGUGUAAGUUUAGUCCCCAGAUCAGCGUCUCUUGUCCCAUUUAUUUCCCCCCUCCAUGUUUUUUAACCUUUUUUUUUCUUUGUUUUCCAUUGGAAACCAAUGUGUCCAGUUUGAUUUAUUUUCCUGAAUGGCAUUAGUAUUGUAGUAGAUUUAAAGGCUAGCUUUUUUGUAAAGUGUGAAUAAAAGAUGUAUCUCAUGUUUCCUUUCUAAAAAGAUAUUGAAUUGUGUUGUUGAUGUGUAAAUCAUGAAUUCUAUGAUGGUGUUAUGUUUGCUACAUUGUUUUUAUUUUUACUCCAAUAUAUUUCUUUCUCUCAUAUACUCCCAUCACAAACCAAAUCCUGUAGAAAUCGUGUUGAGACAUUGUCUUGGUGGGUUGAUUGGAGGAGUUGAAUGUUUCUGAUGAUGCCUCGUAGAAUGAAGGAUUAAGCGCAUACUGGAGGAAAAGCAACCUGCAUCGUUGAUAUCGGUAAAAUCUUUCAGCACAGGGAUACUCAGUUUAUUUGUUCUUAUUUUUGGACUUUUCAGCUUUAUGUUGGAUGUUGCAUGGCACUAGCUGGAGAGUGCUGGUGCCUGUAGGUUAGGGCAGCAGAGCUGUCUUACUAGUGGCUCAGUUCAGUACUAGAGAAAACUGUUCUGACUGGUGUAAAAACGUGUUUGUAAGACUAAGCUAACAACCUGCCGCUGUUCGCUAGACUGGUCCUGUGAUGAUUUUGAGUACUACUAGUCCAUCUCACUCUGUUCUUGUGCAUCACAGUGGUUAAAUCUGUUACAAUAGCUAGCUACUUUUGAUAGUCACUGAUUUGUCUCUUAUUCUCUUCAGUUGCACCCCCGCCUUCCAUCCCUUUCCUUCUCAUUCUUCUAUCCUGUAAUACCACAGACUAUGGCUUCUGACUGAAAAUCUGGCAAAUCACACAGCUGAGUUGACUCCUUGUAAGCUUCGGCGGGUGAUCACACUGUUGGCUUUGUACUUUUCCACUGCUGCAUUGUGUUUCAUAUUUGGCUUGUUAGGCGUAGAGCGAUUUCCCAGGCUGCAUCUCUGUAACGGUGCACACCAAAGCUGCUUGUAGUUGAAUUCUCCGUUGUAGAGCAACUUCUUUCCACCAACCAGUCUCAUUUUUUUAUAUUAUUCUACAAAUCAUAGUAUUCAUGAAAUGUUAGGGCUGUAAGGAAAGCAAGGUACUUUUGUCCUUUUCCUUGAAUCACAUGAACACGUUAGAUCCAUACCCAUCCUCUUCUUGGUUUCAGUUUGAAUGCAUCCUUUUUCCCAAAAAACUUGGCAAUAAUACCCAGUAACAUCUAGACACAUAUUCAGUAUGGGUUUUUUAAAUAUUACAUCUGACAAAUGUAGCUAUUUCAUCUAUAAAUCUGUGGUCGUGUUUUCUGUUUUCCUUUCUUUUUUUGCUUUCCAACUCUCAAUCUUCAGCCCAGUCCUUUAAACAGCCCCGCCCCCCUCUCUCUUUUGUCACCCAUCUUGUAUAUUUGCUCAUGCUCCCCCUCUCUUCCUCCCCGCCGAUCUAGUUGUAGCUGUUCAAUGAUCAGGAUUGUCUAUCUGUAGUCAGCUGAGUACAUAUAUUGAUCUGUGUCACUGUGUUUAUGCACUGGACCAACUAUUGUUUACCAUUCAUGAAAUACCAGCAAAAAAAGAGAAGAAUAAUGACAAAACACUUGCACAAUGUUGUAGAAUGUCCAUUAACCCAGAUGAGAAAUCAAGGCAGCUGUUUUCAAAUCAACACAUACUGUUUUAAAAAGAAACUGAAUGGUAAACAAUGCUUUUCUGUUGUACCCCUUAGCCGUCCUCUUGAUUCUCUUUGGACUAGUUUUGUUCUUUUUGUUUAUUUUUUUCUUUUUUUUCUGUUUGACUACAGGUUCUGCUUGUUUCCUUUACACCUACCUAUGUAUUUUCCUACUUCUGGUUGAAAAUAAAUUCUAUAUUAUCUGUUUCAA